AUGCAGGCUCUGAUUCACUUUUGUUCUAUUUAUCGUGCAGCUCAUUUAAUCCCUGUCUAUGGUACACAUUUUUUUGUUUCUUGGGACCUUAAGUUUCAUUAUUCCUAUGAUUCUUUCUGGUUUUACUAUGUAAACAAAUAUGCUGACCAUCAUGCAUUCGAGAUUGCUUUUUAG
Molecule: messenger RNA, 174 nt
Organism: Suillus discolor
Lineage: Eukaryota; Fungi; Basidiomycota; Agaricomycetes; Boletales; Suillaceae
Exons: 1
Coding region: 1-174 (57 amino acids)
Source: RefSeq, a predicted model, not a curated record